Staurois parvus is the source of this 338-nucleotide messenger RNA. NCBI's taxonomy places the organism in Eukaryota, Metazoa, Chordata, Amphibia, Anura, Ranidae. The record is from the annotation of a GenBank genome assembly.
CAGAUAUAGUGAAUACAGGGUCCGGGGAGAGCGGAUAUAGUGAAUGCAGGGUCUGGGGAGACCAGAUAUAGUGAAUGCAGGGUCAGGGGAGAGCAGAUAUAGUGAAUGCAGGGUCUGGGGAGUGAUAUAGUGAAUGCAGGGUCCGGGGAGAGCAGAUAUAGUGAAUGCAGGGGUCUGGGGAGACCAGAUACAGUGAAUGCAGGGUCCGGGGAGACCAGAUAUAGUGAAUGCAGGGUCCGGGGAGACCAGAUAUAGUGAAUGCAGGGUCCGGGGAGACCAGAUAUAGUGAAUGCAGGGUACGGGGAGACCAGAUAUAGUGAAUGCAGGGUCCGGGGGGA